AUGGCCGGGCCAGGGUUUCGGGGCCACCCCGCCGGACCUCUCCCGCUCCUGCUGCUGUUCCUGCCCCAGGCCCUGCCGGAAGGACCCUUGGUGUUUGUGGCUGUGGUAUUCCGCCAUGGAGACAGGGCCCCACUGGCCUCCUACCCCACAGACCCGCACAAGGAGGCCAUCUCCACCCUGUGGCCACGUGGCCUGGGCCAGCUGACCUCGGAGGGGGUACUCCAGCAGCUGGAGCUGGGCCGCUUCCUGAGGAGUCGCUACGAACACUUUCUGAGCCCCAAGUACCGGCGGGAGGAGGUGUAUGUUCGCAGCACAGACUUCGACCGCACGCUGGAGAGUGCUCAGGCCAACCUCGCGGGGCUGUUCCCCGAGGCCGCCCCAGGGCGCCCAGAGGCUGCCUGGAAGCCCAUCCCAGUGCACACAGUGCCCGUCGCUGAGGACAAGCUGCUGAGGUUCCCCAUGCGCAGUUGUCCCCGAUACCAUGAGCUGCUGCGCGAGGCCACGGAGGCUGCUGAGUACCAGACAGCCCUGGAGGGCUGGACGGACUUCCUAACUCACCUGGAGAACUUCACGGGGCUGUCACUGGUCGGGGAGCCGCUGCGCAGGGCGUGGAAAGUUCUGGACACACUGAUGUGCCAGCGAGCUCACGGCCUUCCCCUCCCGUCCUGGGCCUCCCCGGAUGUCCUGCGGACACUAGCCCAGAUUUCGGCUUUGGAUAUUGGGGCCCACGUGGGCCCGCCCCGGGCAGCAGAGAAGGCCCAGCUGACGGGGGGGAUCCUGCUAGACGCCAUCCUUGCCAACUUCUCCCGGGCCCAGCGCCUGGGGCUGCCCCUCAAGAUGGUCAUGUACUCGGCCCACGACAGCACUCUGCUGGCGCUCCAGGGGGCCCUGGGCCUCUACGACGGGCACACCCCGCCCUACGCUGCCUGCCUCGGCUUCGAGUUCCGGAAGCGCCUGGGGGACCCAGAGGAAGACGGAGGGAAUGUCACCAUCUCCCUCUUCUACCGCAAUAACUCUGCCGGCCGGCCCCUGAGCCUCAGCCUCCCCGGGUGCCCAGGCCCCUGCCCACUGGGCCGCUUCCACCAGCUGACCGCCCAGGCCCGGCCUCCGGUUCACGGGGUCCCCUGCCACGGCUCCCAUGAACCUCCCACCCUGGCAGCCCCCGUGGUGCCCCUGCUGGCCGGGGUGGUGGCCGUGCUGGCCGCACUCAGUGUGGGGCUGGGCCUGCUGGCCUGGAGACCCAGCUGCCUGCGUGCCUGGGAGGACCCCGUGUGAACCAGGAAACCAUGCUCCCCUCCUCCACAGCCAACCCCGGAUCCCAACAUGUUUGCUCACCUGCCGUGCCCGCUUCUGUGACUUACUGCGUGCGUGGGGAACGCGGGAGGGUGCCCGGUCCGGCAGCCCCAGGCGU
Pteropus alecto (black flying fox) is the source of this 1411-nucleotide messenger RNA. RefSeq names its product acid phosphatase 4 (gene ACP4). The record is from RefSeq and is a predicted model, not a curated record. Gene Ontology annotation, molecular function: acid phosphatase activity; receptor tyrosine kinase binding; protein tyrosine phosphatase activity. Gene Ontology annotation, biological process: peptidyl-tyrosine dephosphorylation involved in inactivation of protein kinase activity; regulation of neuronal synaptic plasticity; lysosome organization. Lineage: Eukaryota; Metazoa; Chordata; Mammalia; Chiroptera; Pteropodidae. The coding region runs from base 1 to 1275 and encodes 424 amino acids. The transcript has 11 exons. Gene Ontology annotation, cellular component: lysosome; postsynaptic membrane.